Messenger RNA from Pungitius pungitius (ninespine stickleback), 2115 nucleotides. RefSeq names its product neoverrucotoxin subunit alpha-like. Lineage: Eukaryota; Metazoa; Chordata; Actinopteri; Perciformes; Gasterosteidae. Bases 19 to 2115 code for a protein of 698 amino acids. The transcript is spliced from 3 exons. Gene Ontology annotation, molecular function: protein binding. The record is from RefSeq and is a predicted model, not a curated record.
UCUUAUCAGGUUGGUGAAAUGGCCUCAAAUCAAAUGGAAGUUGCUGCUCUGGGUCGACCUUUCACCCUCGGAAUGCUCUAUGAUGCUCAAAGAGAUGCACUGAUCACAGGAUUGAAGUUGUGGGAUGAUGAAACUCUACAAGGAAAGACAACUAGAAAGAUCAAACCCAGCAGUGAUUUUGACAUUAUUGAAUCUGACUCCAUUGAAUCCAAGUCCUCUCUGCUGGAGGUUGAUGAUCCUCGGAAGGUCAGUGUCCUCUGUGGACUGAUUCAAGUGAAAGGAUCUGCCGAAUACCUGAAAGAUCAGAAAGAAUUCAAGAAUCAGAGCAGAGUGACUGGUCAAUACAAAUCUACAUCCCACUUGGAACAGUUGUCAAUGACUGAUCUGAUGUCCUUAGAACCCCAACAAAAGGACGUUAUCAUAAAGAGCUCUGCAACACACAUAGUCACAGGCAUCCUUUAUGGGGCAAAUGCUUUCUUUGUGUUUGACAGUGAAAAGUUAGACAGCAGCGUUGAAGAAAUUGGGGCCAGCAUGAAACUUAUGAUGAUAAAGAUCCCCUUAUUAAGUGUGGAUGACCAGGGGAGCACCAAACUGACUGAGGAAGAAAAAGCCCUGAGUGGUAAAUUCUCUUGCAAGUUCUUUGGAGACUUCACCCUUCAAAGCCUCCCUUUCACAUUUGAAGAUGCAGUGAAGACCUUUGGACAACUCCCACAGCUACUGGGGGAAAAUGGAGAGAAAGCUGUCCCAAUGAAGGUCUGGCUGAUGCCACUGACUAAACUAUGUCCAGAAGCUGCGGUGCUGAAGAGUGAGAUCAGUGUUGGACUGGUGGGAAGGAUGCAGCAUACUCUUGUAGAUUUGAGGGAAAUCCAAAUGAGAAGCAAUGAAUCUCUUAAAGAUAGAGUGGUAAAGAACUUUCCGCAUGUUACAGAAGAGUUAGACACUUUCCAGAAGUUGUGUCACCUCUAUACGUCAAACCUUCAGGGCACCAUGAAGAAGAAACUCCCCUUCAUCCGUGAAGGUAAAGAAGAUGAGAGCUCAUUAGAAAAAAGCAUUGACAACAGAGACGAGUCCCCAUUCAGUCAAGAAAAACUAAUCAAUUGGCUGGAUGAUAAGGAGAGAGAAAUCAACGUCAUCAGAUCCUGUGUAGAGACCAUGGAGGGAACAAAGAUCGUCAAAAAUCAGUCCGAGCUCGACAGAGAGGUUCUUGCUGCAGAUGUACACAAUACUUUGUGCUUUGUUUUCACCUCCACCAAACGAGGCGACACUUACCUUGAUGAGAUGGCCACAUAUUUGGACACUCCUAGAAUGGGGAGUACCUCUGAAGACGAAUGGUUCAACUCAGAUGAAGUCUUGAGUCUUAUGAGACAAAAAGCCAAAACUUUCCAAGACUUCGCCAAAACACAGAAGAACAACAACCGGAUCCGUUUCCUCAUCGCAGUCAUUCCAAAUGAGAAAUAUAAAGGGGCAACCGUCUACCAUUACAAGCAGGGCAAACUGGUCAGCAAAGAUUUCUCAGAACCUGACCUUCAUCCUGAAAAGAUCACGGACAGAAGAGAUCUGAACUUGUAUGCCUGUGAUCUCACCCUGGACCCGAACACUGCUUACAAUUACCUCGUUCUGUCUGAUGGAAACAAGAAGGCAACAAGUGGAUCAAUAUGGCAGAAAUAUCCUGAUAAUCCAGAGAGGUUUGAUUCAUUCACUCAGGUGUUGUGCCGAGAGGGUUUAUCUGGGCGCCAUUACUGGGAGGUUGAGUGGAGUGAUGCUUCUGUUCAUGUAGCUGUUGCAUACAAGACCAUUGAAAGAAAGGGAAAUAGUUACUGCUGCCAAUUGGGAAAUAAUACAGUAUCAUGGUGUUUUGGCCAGGGGGGUACACGUACGUACGAACUCAGUGCAUGGCACAAUGGAAAUGUGUGGCAAUCUCCUUUUCCCUGUGGUGGCUGCUCAACACUCGGUGUGUAUCUGGACUGGCCUGCAGGCACUCUGUCCUUCUACAAAGUCUCCUCUGACACACUGACACACCUUUACACCUUUCACACCAGAUUCAAUGAGCCUGUGUACCCAGGCUUCUGGGUUUACCGUGCAGGCAACUACGCCUACCUGCGUCCUCUCGAAUAG